AUGGAUUUCGAUCGUGCACCGAGCUCUAAGGUCGAUCAGAAGAUGUCUCGUUCUAUGAGGCGCUUCAUGGAGGCCAAACGUCUGGCUGAGAAGCUAACGACCAAGACUGGAAAGAAACGGGUGCAGGAGAAGAAAAAAACCGUUGAAGUACCCGUUUCGACGGCUUCGGGCCAGAAGGACAAGCCUGAAACCAAAACAGUCAAGCAGCGAGCAGACGAGACCAACGAGGACUUCGCCUCACGGGUUGAGCAGCAAUUCCGCUCAGUACUUCACACUAACGUCAAGAAGGGAACGCGUAAGAACGAGAAGCGAACGGCUUACUUUGACAAGAAGAAAACGGCCAAGAAAGCCAGUGCUACGGGUCAAGGCUUGUCGGGCGAGAAGAAGAUUGACGCAGAGAUCAAGGAGGCGGAGAGCAAGGUGUUCAGGAAUGAGAAGGUGGCAUUCGGUGUGUCAGCAAUGGCACCGCCCACUCUCUCCGUGGCUCCAAGGCGCACGGCUAUGAGAGAUAGUGCCGCUCCUCUUUUAUUGGACACUACCGUGAGGCGGAAAGACAUGAAUGAGAGCCAGAAACGUCAGCACGACGAGAAACGCGAAGCUGCGAUUCAGAAG
This is a messenger RNA of Sphaeroforma arctica JP610, 612 nucleotides long. RefSeq lists its product as hypothetical. The annotation marks the transcript as partial. Lineage: Eukaryota; Ichthyosporea; Ichthyophonida. The transcript has 3 exons. The record is from RefSeq and is a predicted model, not a curated record.